This is a messenger RNA of Spirodela intermedia, 12685 nucleotides long. The record is from the annotation of a GenBank genome assembly. Lineage: Eukaryota; Viridiplantae; Streptophyta; Magnoliopsida; Alismatales; Araceae.
AUGACCGUCUCGAGAGCUCUCCAUGCGCUCGCAGUGGUCUGCCUCGUCGGGCUCGGGGGCUUGGCCGGUGGAUCUCGAGCUCAAGCUACGACGGAACCUUCAGAAGGUAAAAAGGCUCUCUCUCUCUCUCUCUCUCUCUCUCUCUCUCUCUCUCUCUCUCUACUGUUACUCUCUCCACACUCCUCUCCUUCCUCAAUUCUGACGAGUACCCAGUUGAUUCUGCAACCGAAUUUCCCUCCACCAUGACACCUCUUUCUUCCCCGACCGACUUCGCCGCCAAUUUUCCUACUCUCUCUCUCUCUACUGUUAAUCUUUCCGCAUUCCUCUCCUACCUCAAUUCUGGCAAGUAGCCAGUUCAACCUGCAACCGAAUCUCCCCCACAUGAAGCCUCUUUCUUCAACGACUGAUCGUCGUCGCUAGUUUUCUAAGCUCUCUCUCUCUCUCUCUCUCUCUCUCUCGCUCUUUCUCAAGCUGCCGACUUCUUAGCAUUAAAAAAUACCGUGCUUGCCACUUGGGUAUUACAGAUAUUUCUUUAAAAAAAGGGUACUAUCCAAAAAUGAGAUCAUAUCCUGGUUCUCUCUUUCUCUCUCUCUCUCUCUCUCUCUCUCUACCCGCCGGCUUCUACCAUUAAAAAAAUACCCUGCUGACCAAUUGAGUAUGACAGAUAUUUUGCAAAAAAAGAGGUAUUAUCCAAAACAUGAGAUCAUAUCCUGGCUCUCUCUCUCUCUCUCUCUCUCUCUCUCUCUCUCUCUCUCUCUCUCUCUCAAGAACGCUUCCAAUUCACACGGAACAGCUUCUCCGAGCCUAGAAUCUCCCUACGGUGCUAUUUUUCUAAUAAGCUUUAUUGAAAGAUAUCUGCUUAUAAAUAUUAAUUGUUUGCAUACACUCGACGCGCGAAAUUGUUUGCAUCCAUAUUUUAAUUUAAUUAUAGGGUAAUUUGGAUAUUAUUUUAUUUUUACGGGUACUUUUAUAAUUCUGUUACUAUAUAAACCCCCCCCCCCCUUCCUUAUUCUCCUUUCCCCCCCCAUCCGACUUUUAAGUCUCUCCUCCCGCAGUGCAAGCGCUCAACUCCAUCUUGGGGCGAUGGGGCUUGAAGGCUUCCUCGCUGUGGAACAUCAGCGGCAACCCCUGCACAGGCAUUGCCAUCGACACGACCGACCACAACACCCCGUCCUUCAAUCCGGCCGUGAAAUGCGACUGCAGCUUCAACAACCAGACCACAUGCCAUAUCACCCAUUUGUAAGUCGAAUGAUUCUCCUCGAAAUCUCUUCACCCGAUGGUUCCACUUUUUUUUUUCUGGAGAAAAAAAAUCGUAUUGGAAUACUGUAAUCUGAGGGAACGAGUAAAAUACGCCCGUGUAUUUGGCAAAUCUUCCAGCAGUCGAUGCGACGACGUUCUGGUCGCAGAUUUUCUCUCCGGAUGAAUUUUUCAACGAUUUUUCCGCGCUCAUAUUUUUUUCUGCGGUGGUACUCACCGCAUUCGGGUUGUUUUCUUUCGGUUAAACGAGGAUGGGCAGAACAUGGCUUUAUAAUCCAGACUAAAGUAUGAUGACCAUAUAUGCAUGGUUCCUUAGCUCCUUCUUAGCCUGAAAUUCCUUAUCCAUGCAGGAAAGUAUAUGCCAAGGAUGUGACGGGGAGCAUCCCAGAGGAGUUCAGGAAUCUUACGUACCUCAGAAAUCUGUAUGUGGUACCCUCUUUUCUCUCGUGUCUAUCAAUGACAGAAAAAAACAGUAUCGCAAAUAAUUAGCAUAGUUUUUUAAUAUUUAAAAGAUGUUUUGUACAAAAUUUUAGAUAUGCAUGUCACAAUCUCAAAAUGCUUUGUGAAUAUAUAACCCUGUAACUGGAAAAGAAAUUUAUAGUGCCAUUACCCACCAGAACAAAUUUCUUUGACUUAGUGCUACCUUUCUCUACAAAAAUGGUGAAUUCGUUGAUAAAACUUGCAUCGAGCUGUGGGAUUUUCACUUAUGAGAUCCUACUUGCGGAUAUAGCGAGGAAAGGUUCAACAUCACAAGCAUCACGAGGUGAUUCCAUAGGAGUGCGUCCAUGACUAUGAUUUUAUAUGACUUUUUGAAUAAUUUUUUUCGAAGCUAAUGUAAUUAAAAGAGACGUUAUUAAGAUCUAGAAAAGGAAGAAACCUUGGGGAUUCAAUUGGUGUGUAUUGGACCACUUGACCCUCAUUUACAACAGUUGCAUAUGGCCUGCCAAUCUGAUUCUGUCUAUGGAAAUUUAACAUGUAGGAAUCAAUAUACUGCAGGGAAAUAAAUUUUACAUUUAUUUAUGCUAGAAUCAUGACCAGAGGACCAGAAGAGUCUUCAUUCAUAGUUCUAUUGUCUAUAUUUUAUUUUCAAGGAGUUCAAUUCAGAGGUACAAAAAAGAAUAUGAAAGAAAACUCAGAAAAGAACAUUGAUCGAAACCUAGAAUGGUGAUGUAAAUCUAUCAAUGGAGCUUCAUGGUCAGAAGAGCUUGGGUUUCCGGAUAGUUUUGGACAAGAUAUACAAUAAAAAAAAUUCAGAUGAACCAUUUAUCAAUGGCAACUGAAAUUUAUUUUCUUCCAACCUUUUGUUGUAAUAUAAAGCCUCGAAGCAACUCUCCUUUUUGCAUCGUUUUUCAUUUCAAUGGAAAUGAAUGAAAAAAAUAGAUGCGGAUAUUGUCUUCUGUACUAUGCACCAAACUGUAUUUUCUCUGCAAAUCGUCUUCCUAAUAAGCUUCCUGUUCUCACAAGAAAGGUAAAGGAAAUCCCCAGAGUUGGAUUGAGACUUGGGCACAACAGCACAAUUUAUUAUUCGUCAAUAGGAUAUGGGAUCUAUUCUCUACAUCUGAGAGCCAUUCGAACCAAAGUAGAACAGAUCCAUGAAACAGAUGGAAAGAGAUAUAUUUCUUAACUGAAAGUGGAAUAAUCCUUAAGGCUGCAUAACUUGAGCUAUGUAUGUUCUGAUUAUAAGUGUAAUUUUCAAUUUAUGCAAUUUUAUGGUUCAGAGAACUGCAAUUUUGUCUGAAGGGAUUUCACUGCCCUGAGAACCGAGACAUUAGAUCAUAAGUCUAUGAUUCUCGGUGGUGCACUGAGACAACUUCAAUUAAAUUGCAUAAAAUAUGUAGAAUCCUUAUACCCCAUCAUCAAUUGACUGAUGGCAUCUUUGUUAAAUUGAUCCCUGGUCCAUUAUAACGCAAAUUUCAUUCUUUCUGUAAUGGACUUCAGAAACUCUUAGGAUAUGAGAAUUCGAGUUAAACAUCAUGAUAUGCUUUCAACUUUGGCACGUACUUUUGUGACGCAUCCAGUGUGAAGACAACUUGGAAAGAAGUCUACCAGUAGUAGAACAUAUGAUGUAUGAUAACCUUAUUUGGAAAUUAGGAUACUGAUAUCCUAGAACCGAAUCUAGAAACCGAGAAGCAUAGAGCAGAAACAGACGGAGCCAUAAAGAAAAAUCAGAGGUGAACUAAAAGAAGAGGAGGAAACCCUAGAACAGGAUCGGGGGCGAGUUCAAGAGCUCCCCCAGCGCUCCUAAAUGAGUUUUCCACGAAAGUCCCCUCAUUUCCGGGCCCGCAGGGUUCUUAUACCCCAUCACCAAACUCGGCCGAGGCCUAUUUCUCACUGUUUUCCUGUGAGUUACCCUUUUCCUUUACAGAUAUAAGUUACCUGAAAACUGGGCCGGGUACUGGGCCCAUCGGACACAUGAUUAUGAAAUUGGGAUGGAAAAUACUGAUGCUUGCCCUAAGCCGGAAUAGAUUGAAAAUACCCUUACUAUGAUCUCCACUACCCAAAUAUAGAAAUUUAACACAGGGCAAGAGUGACUAUAUAAUUAAUUUUCAUGAGUUCUAAUGAAAUGUUCUUUCUGACGCAGUCGUCCGUCCCUGAAUGAAAUACUUUUCUGAUGUUAUUGUCCGUCAAUUGCAGGAACUUGGCACAAAAUUACCUAAGUGGACCUUUUCCAGCUUUUUUUGGAAAUCUUACUCUCAUGGAAUAUCUGUAAGUCAUCAUCGGAAUUGGUCUCUAAAUGUGUGUAGUGCUUAUUCCUUUUUCUUUAUUAUCUAAGGUCAUUGAUUUUUCCAUCAUCAUCAUUCAUAAACUUCUGACAAUUCACGGACCCUUAAGAUAGAAAGAUUCAAGGAUUCGCGCAUGAGUUUUGCUCAACAAUGGCUAGAACCAGGCACCUAGGUACUAAACCAUAGCCCUAAGAAGAGGAGGUAGCAAAUCUGUGAGUGCUAACUUUGGGACAAUGAUGAUUUCUUAGUGCCUACAAUGUGCACGGCUGCAUUACCUACCGAGAAAAAUAAAAAAAACACGAGCAUGUCAGCAAGGUAAAAACUUACGGAAAUAAUGACUAUGAAAAUAGUUAAUUGUAUAACUUAUUUAAAUGGGAAAAAAACUGAAAGAGCGGAAAGGAAGACUCUACGUACUGGGUUGACUUCUUUUUUUUUUAAUUCACAUCUUUAGUUUCUUUUCCACGAGUUUCUAUGGACAAUCAAGACUUUUAAUCUUAAUUUUUUUUAAAAAUAUAAGAUCCCUCUUUGUCCAGCUCAAAGUUUAAAUUUUUCCACGAGUUUCUAUGGACAAUUAAGUCUCACAUUUCCAUCCAAAUCGAUCCCUCUUUGUCCAGUUCAUUCAAAUAUGGAUGUGUAAUGCUUCUUUAUCUACUUAAUCGUUGGCCUUUUUCUGUUUCAUAAUUUUCAAGCAGCUUCAAUUCUUCUCUUUCUCUCCUUUUUCUUUACUGGGUACCAAUAGUAGUUCUGAUAAUUUUUUCAUGUAUUUGUAUGGCAAACCGUCACUAGGACUGUGGGUAUCAAUUCACUGUCUGGGUCCGUCCCGAAGGAGCUGGGAAAUCUUCGGAAUCUCAAAAUGCUGUAAGUUAUAUAUUACGCAGACGGUCUGACUGAACUCCGGGUUGUCUAUGAUAGAUAUCCCAGUGAAAUAUUUUUCAUGCUAGCUGGGUAUCUGAAUUUUCUAUUAAUUUCUGUUUUAUUGGGCCAUUCAUAUCACGCUGUCUUUCAGAUUUCCCAGACCCUUGGAAAUUAUCAUUGCAGACUCUAUAAAAUGGAUUUAAAUUUUGUUCAUGUCGAGACGAAGUCAUUAGUUGGUUUGCAAUAACUUUCAAUUGGACGAAGUUUUAAAAGAGAAACGGGAACCGUGAAGUGAAAGUGAAAAAUAGUCGCUUAGGGAGGACUUCAUAUUCUAAUGGAACCCUUAUUUAUUGCACGCCCGUAUAAUCUCUGUAAAGAUGGCACAAGAUCGGACUCACGUCAUGUUACUUUUACGAAUUAGUGUUAGAUCAUAACCUCUAGAACAAGAAGCAUAAAUGAAUCUGAAAACGAAGUUAGUCUGAUACUUUCUCCAUAAAGCAUUUGAGAUCCCAAACGAAUCAGGCCACACAAACCUUAGUACUCAAUGGUUCAUGUCGUGAAUCUGCAUGCCAACUCCCAAUAAUUCAUCUUAUGCUGACAUAGAGUUCUUGUAUUAAGAUGGCAUGAUAAACUUGUAGCCAGUUACGCUUAGAAGGUGCUCACUUAUCCAUGAGUCUACAGGGUUUCUUUCAACUUUUUUUCCAGACUCCUUUUUUGUAGUCUUCAUAUAUUUAAAUAAAAUCUAUAACUUAAAAACUAAUCAUCUCUUAGGGAUAUUCUUGAGACUUUUGGGGUGCUUUUAUUUCAUUUUACCCCAUGGAAGGCAAGCGUGCUGGAAAAAUGCCAAUAAAUUGUAGUGGGGGUCUGAUAUUCAAAAGAAAAGUGAGCAAUGGAGUUGAUAUCAAUCCACUAGGGUGUAGAAACUUUUUUUCUUUCUUAUGCAAAAUUAAUCGACCUUGUAGGUCAUGGAAUGAAUUUAUGUUCGUUUUCCUAAGAUAGAUAAAGUUUCUGCCCACAAAUUUCACAUGGUCAACGACGAUUUCUUAUAUAUCACAAUAUCUCAUGUCUAAGAUGCCUCCAUAUGUCAAACGACUAACCUACUGGUACAGAUUGCUUACUACAGUAUCAACCUACUAAUUCUCAAAUUGCUUUUUGUCCGCAAAUUUUUUUGCCAAGCGAAUGAAAAAUAAUGUCAUUUUUAUCCAUCUAACCUUUUUCUCUAUAAAUGCAUGUCCGCUUUGGCUAGAAGAACCUGUCUCAGACCUGUACCUAUAAACAACCAUACAUGGACAGAAGCGAUUAUCACUGGACAACGCUUGUUAUGAGGAAAUAUAUGCUAGCCUUGCCCAAUGAUCAUGGCUUCUAUCUAUGAUAGGAUUGUUUGUAGAUAGAGGUCUAAGACAAAUUCCUUCUGUUCAGAAGUUCGUCUGCCGUUUUAAACAUUACAAUGAUUGGAAUGCAUUGUUGCACACUUGCAGCUGCUGACCCAGCUUUUGUUAUCUAUCUUUUUACAGGAGCUGUGGCAGCAAUAGGUUCACUGGGCCACUACCCCCAGAGUUAGGGAAUUUGACAGAGAUGGAGCAGUUGUCAGUUUCUCCUUCUCAACACAUUUAUUGAUUAGAUGAUGAAUUUUAGUUCCUUGGAAAAAUAUUUCGGCUGUCAGUUUUCUAUUGCAACUUUUCUAUUCCAGUUAGCAAACGACUGAUAUUAGCUAAUGCUUUGGUUAGGAGUACACACUAUGUUAUUCUAUCUGUGGAAAAAUCAACCGGAAUGAUGCACUUUUUGAUACUAUUGUCUUUGAGCAGGUACAUUGCUAGUGCAGGGGUGAGCGGUCAGAUACCAUCGUCAUUCUCAAAUCUUAGAAAACUGAAAAUUGUGUACGUUGAACACUUACAUGUGGAUUCAGUAAAAAUAAAAACCAAGUUAUGACCAUUUUUUUGCAUGUUUAGGUGGGCCUCUGACAAUAAUUUCACUGGAAAAAUACCUGACUUCAUUGGGAAUUGGACAGACCUCAACACUCUGUAAGAUUUUGCUGGAUGAUGUUCUUUCAAUUAUUAACGUGACUAACGCAUGUGAAUGAAGUGAAACCUUUAUCUUGCUGCAAAUGUAUGCUACCAAGCCUCAUCCCCACUUCAGGUUAUUGCACUGUGCAAAUUGAGCUUGCUAGCAUUAUUGCAAUUUGAUAUGUGCACUAUUUGAUCAUAUAGAUGUUUUUAUUGAUGUUAACAACAUAGUGGCCUGCACUUUCUCUCGAUUUUAUAUUAUUGUUAGGAUCUAACUUGAAAGUCAGAAUUUGGCUAUCUGGGGUUAUUGCACCAAUAUCAUCUAGAAUUGUGUUUCCUUAGGCACGGCUUCCGAUAGACAAGAAGAACACCUUUAUUAAAACUCUUCAAGCCAUGAAGAAUCAUUCGUUGGCACUGGCAGGAAACUAAUGGGGUUGCCCCAUACAUAGUUGCAUCGAUUUUCUAUUGAAGUUCAAUGGUUCGUCGGAAGGGUCAUCUUCCCUUGUCUACUCCAGUGAAAUCUGACAUAAUCUCAUUGUCCAAGUUCCUAAAAGUAGUGAGAAUUAUCCUGCCUCCUUACUUUUCAGAUCUUUUCCACACCUUCCAGUGCACGUCAAUUCCAGAAAAUCAUUAUUUCUUCCUACAUUUCUACUUUUAGUGAAACCAUACCUUUAGUUACCUGAAGUUUUAUCUCCCUGAUAAUCUCCCAUUCCUAAUCCUCGCUUUUUGUCUCCAGAAGAAAUCUAUCCUUGUGCUCCUCACUCGUGCCUUUGCUAAACUCGGCUCUUGUGUCUUUUUAUUUGAAAUCCAGGCUCUGUCAUAUCUGAAGAUCCUAUUUAUGAUUGAGAAAUUAUGGCGCUGCAUCAUCUAACCUAAUGCGAAGGGUAGUACAUAAUGGGGACAGUACAGAAUCGCCAGCCAGAGUCGCAUUGUUAAUUUAUAAAUAAAAAGAUCCUGCAAAGAGACGUGGAUCGUAGAAGGGUAAAGAAGUGAUUGUGCAAUAUAAUUCUACAUAUAUAUGAGGGCAUGGACUUGCCAGAAGCCAAGAAUUGUCCAUUGCACUCGUCAGCAUUGACAAAAAUUCCCAAUCAUUCUAAAUCUAGCGCAGUUAAAGCUUUGUGACUGAUGACCUUCACAGAAUAAAACCAAUCGCGGCAACUAUGUUCUCAUGAUGAGGCGUUGAUCACCCUAACUUCAUGUGUGGUCGCAACAUUUUAUCAUGUUUUAUUAUUACAUUCCCAUAGAGAUGGAAGGCUCAACAUAUCCAUCAGGAAACUGAUAUCUGAUGAUAAAUAACCCUAUUUUUUUUAGAUUACCACGUUCCUUGUAUGAAUUCUCACUACCCACUUUGGUCCUUAACCCUCUAAUCUUCUUGUAGGAGGUUUCAGGGUAACUCCUUCCAAGGCCCAGUGCCCUCUAGCUUUUCCAACCUCACCAAGAUGAAUGAUCUGUGAGUGGUUUUCUGCAUUACAGAUAAUUUAUCAAUAAUAACUCUGAUAGAUAUGCCCACUGUAAAAUGCAGGAGAAUAGGGGAUUUGGUGGAAGGGAGCUUGUCGUUGGAUUUUAUUCGGAACAUGAAAAAUCUAUCCAUUCUGUGAGACCCUACACCUUCAACCCAUUUAAUGAAAAAGCAAAUAUUUUUCGGGCACUUGGUAGCAAUCUACUCAUUAUCUGUUCAGGAUAUUAAGGAACAGCAAAAUAUCUGCUACGAUUCCUUCCAACAUUCAGGAAUACACACGUUUGGGGAUUCUGUGAGUUGUUCAUUCCAAAGUCUUGUUAAAAUAAUUUGUCUGAUUCUCAAAGCGACAGUGGGAACGAUUGCUUGUGUUUUUUAUCCAAGUUUGGUUUUUUUUUUCCCUCGAAUCCGAAUAGGGACUUGAGCUUCAACAAUCUAACGGGUCCAAUUCCACAAUCGCUCUUCAGUUUACCUUCACUCGCAUACCUGUAAGAAAAUUUACUUUCCUCAAAAUGGAAAAUGCCUGUUUUCAAGAAUUUCAUAUUUCAUAUCCAUAAUUAUCCUGUAUGUCUCAUGUUGUUCUUACUCACAGGUUCCUUGGGAACAACAGCCUCUCUGGUAGCCUGCCAUCUGUGAAGAGCUCCACCCUGAAAAAUAUGUGGGUUUGUAUGCGCUAAAUUUACUGUAUUCAUUUAUCAUUUACUACGACAUUUGCAAAAUUCAUGAUCUUAGCCAAAUGUUUAGCCCAUGGCCUACAUGGUUAGUUGGUUGAGUCGGAUAAAAUUUGGUUCUUGUUGAUCUGUUUUCAAAUGGGCAAAUCCCAUUCCGUAUAUUUUAUACAUAGAUACAUACAUUUAUGCGUGCAUCCAUCCAUGCUUGCAGUGUUGAUCUGUUUUUAAGUGGGCAAACCCCUUUCCGGAUGUUUAUACAUACAUACAUGCAUCCAUGCAUACAUACAUCCAUGUGUGCAUAAAUAUACAUACGCAUCUUGAUUGUUGGCUGAUCCAUAUUCAAUGGUGCCACAUAGUUUUUGUCCUAAAAGUUGAUUCCACGCAGUUGAGAAUGUGGGUUGUUUCCCUUGCAGUGAUCUGUCCUACAAUUAUCUCUCUGGAGGAAUACCGGGAUGGAUCGACGAAGAAAACCUGCAACUGUAAGUCUGAGAAUGAUAAAUCCCUCUCUCACGAGGACACUCAGAGGCUUCCCUGAUUCUGAAGUUUCUUGACUACCAUGCCCAUGAUUUCUCCCGGCAUCUGUUUGCCCUGCCUUCCAUCUGAUGCCAUGGAAACUCAUGAUUUUCUGAAAGAGUGAAAUGCACUCUUUUAUUCAUCAUAUAUCUAUCAUUUCCUCGGAAAUCCAUGAUUUUCGCUUUGCAGAAUGGAAAUAUUUCAGUUGUGAAGUUGCUUAAUCAAAUUCCUUCCUUCCACAUUGCCCUAUUGCAGAAACUUGGUGGCCAACAACUUCGUGAUCGAUAGCUCGAACACCAGGUGCUCAACCAACCCUCUCUCUCUCUCUCUCUCUCUCUCUCUCCCCUACUCGUUUCAUCUACUCAAAUACCUGGCCGGACAGUGUCCCCGCAGGGUUGAACUGCCUGCAGCGGGGUUGGCCAUGCAAUCGCGGCUCUCCUCUAUGUAAGUCCUCCAAUUUAGCCUCUCUCUCUCUCUCUCUCUCUCUCUCUCUCUCUCUAAAAUUCGACCCGCAGACUACUCGUUCGGCAUCAACUGCGGCGGUGUGAGGAGCAUCGCCGCCUCCGACGGAAUCCUGUACGAAGCCGAUGGGGCGACCCUGACCACGGCCUCCUCCUUCGUCACCGACUCCCAGAAGUGGGGAGUCAGCACCGUUGGCUUGUUCGUGAACUCCCCCAACGUGAGCUACGUGGAGAACAGCCUCUCCCAGUUCACCAACACCUUCGACUCCGAGCUUUUCCAGUCCACCAGGCUCUCGCCCUCCUCUCUCAGAUACUACGGCCUCGGCCUGGAGAACGGGAACUACACGGUGAAGCUCCAAUUCGCAGAGACCGCCUACCCUGAUUCCCCCGUCUGGCAGAGCAACGGUCGCCGGGUCUUCGACAUCUACAUCCAGGUUCCUCUCUCUCUCUCUCUCUCUCUCUCUCUCUCUCUCUCUCUCUCCUUCUCUCUCUCUCUCUCUCUCUCUACUCUAUCUCUCUUUGUCAUCGUUUCUCUCUCUACCAGGGGGUGCGGGUGGAGAAAGACUUCAACAUAAAGCAGGAAGCUGGUGGGGUCUCACUCGACGCGGUGGCGAAGCAGUACACGGCGGCGGUGACCAGCAACUUCCUCGAGGUCCACCUCUUCUGGUCCGGGAGAGGCACCUGCUGCAUCCCCCGGCAGGGAUAUUACGGCCCCGCCAUCUCCGCCAUCAGCUUGUCUCCGUUCGGUAAAUUCAAAACAUGAGAAGAAGAAGAAAUGCUUUUUAUGUCUUAAAAAAGUUUGACUUUUUUUGACGGCGGAUUUUGCGUCGUCUCCUGACUUUUUUGGGGAUGUUCGUUCUUCAGAUUUCGAGCCGACGGUCAGCAAUCGCCCGCUGGGGUCAACGUCGAGGAAGAACAAGUACAAGAUUCUGAUUGGUGGGACCGUAGGAGGCGCCGCGGUGGUGUUCUUUUUGCUUCUCUUCGGGUGUCUGAAAUGGGUGCAGAUUAGGAGGAGGAAGUCAACUCUGCAGGACGAUGCCGGUACGUUCUUUCUUUCUUUCUUCUUCUUCUCCAAAAUGUCAACGGAUUGAACGAAACGUCAACGGCUUACUCUACAGAUUUCCAAGAUAUAAGUGAUCGGCCGCACACGUUCAGCUACGCCGAGCUGAGGGAUGCGACAGGCGACUUCAACGCCGAGAAUAAGCUCGGUGAGGGCGGCUUCGGCCCCGUCUACAAGGUAUAGCGACUAGAAGAAGAAGAAGAAAGAAAGGAGAGAGAGGAAGAAGAAGUCGAGAGAGAGAGAGAGAGAGAAGAAGAAGAAGAAGAACGGUGGGCAAGCUCAUGGCCAUGGCCUGAUCGCCUUCCUUCCGCUUGGAUGGUCUCAGGGGAAGCUCCCCGACGGGAGGACGGUGGCCGUGAAGCAGCUCUCGGUGACGUCACACCAGGGGAAGCGGCAGUUCCUGGCGGAGAUUUCCAUCAUCUCCGCCGUGCAGCAUCGGAACCUCGUGAAGCUCCUCGGCUGCUGCUUCGAGAAGGAGAAGCGGCUCCUCGUCUACGAGUACCUCGAGAACAACAGCCUCGAUCGAGCCCUCUUCGGUAACCCUAAUCACCUCCUUCUUCUUCUUCCUUCGUUUUCUUCUCUUCUUCCGGAACCGACGACCGGCGUGUGGGCGGCGGCGGCGCCGGAGUUGCAGGGAGCAGCGGGGGGGGGUUGCAGCUGGACUGGGCGGUGCGGUACGAGAUCUGCGUGGGGAUGGCGAGGGGACUGGCGUACCUGCACGAAGAAUCGCGACUGAGGAUCGUCCACAGGGACGUGAAGCCCAGCAACGUCCUCCUCGACGGCGAUCUGAACCCUAAGAUCUCCGACUUCGGCCUCGCCAAGCUCUACGACGAGAAGAUGACCCACAUUACCACCAGGAUCGCGGGAACCAUGUGAGUCAGGCAGAAGCAGUCUCCUUCAAUGCAGCUCGUCUCUCUGAGACAAUCUUCUCUCUCUCUCUCUCCCUCUAUUCACAUCAUCAUCUUCAUCUUCUUCUUCUUCUUCUUCUUCUUCUUCCUGCUCUUCCUCUCUAGCUCGUCCAUCUGUCAAGUUAUCCAUCUCUCUGUCUUGUCUGGUUUCUGCAGCGGGUACCUGGCGCCGGAGUACGCCAUGACGGGGCAUCUGACGGAGAAGGUGGACGUCUUUGCCUUCGGCGUCGUCGUCCUCGAGAUCCUCUCCGGCAGGCCCAACGCCGCCCUGGACGAGCACGGCAACAGGGUUUACCUCCUUGAAUGGGUCAGCCCUCUCCCUCCCUAGACUCUCUCUCUCCUCUAGACCCUCUAUAGACUCUCUCAAGACCCUCUCUCCGGUUCUUUGUUUGCGGCGCAGGUGUGGAAUCUGCGGGAGAGCAAGAGCGAGAGCGUGCUAGACAUGAUGGACCCAAGUCUGUCGUGGUACAACGAAGAAGAAGCGGCUCGACUGGUGGCGGUGGCGCUGCUGUGCACGCAGGCGCCGCCGGUGCUCCGCCCGGCGAUGUCGCGGGUCGGCGCUAUGCUCGCCGGGGACGCCGAGGUGGACGAGGUCGCCGCUAAGCCCGGCUACCUCAGGGCACUCGAGUUCGGCGACCUCAGUAGCUCCUACACGGCCACCACCACCAGUACUCCGCCCGCCGGCGGCGGCGGUGGUGUUACUUCGAUCAGCACGUCAACAACCGGGCCGCCGUCUCCGUUGCCGAUCUCCCCCUCCGGUGGCCACACUCUCAUUUAG